AUGACCACGCAGAAGCGACUCAAAUCCCACAAGUCAGAUCAGCAGGCAUAUUUGGGGUAUUGUGUUUCCCCGGGGGAUGUAAUUGACACCGUGGAUCUGGCACAGAUCUCGCAGCGUGAAUUUGCUUCCAACUAUAUCUUCAGCCGCAAACCUUGUAUUCUGCGAAGCUCUGCUGGCCUCGUUCCGCUACUGGGCCAAACGUUUUCCCUGGACAAUUUCAAAUCAGGCACUUUGUUGAAGACACUCGAUUGUGAAGAUGGCAAGCAAACUGUCCAGAUAGAGCUGAAAUCAGACGGCGGGUUUGGUUCCGGGAAGAAAAGGAUAAAGAUGUCAUUGAAGGGCGUUUUGGAAGCAUUCAAGAAUAAUGACAGCUCUAUUUAUCUAACUACCCAAUAUGGAAAUGAAGAAGAUGAAGAAGAUGAGGACGACAAAAAUGACAAAAAAUAUGAGCAAGAUCAAGAACAAUAUGAGGAUGACGAUGACGAUGAUGAACCUGAACAUGAGAACGAACAGGAAGAAGAUCAAUUUUUUGGCCCAGACGAUAAUGUUUCAGAUUCAGGAUCAUCCAUAGAUUUUAACGAAGUUGAAGACGAUUACGAUGACAGGCUAUCCGUUUCCGGUCAAGAGCCAAUGACUCUUCAGGAAGCUGAAUCCAGAUGUUCAGACUUAUUCCAACCACCAUUGACGUGUCUGCUUACAAAUCCCGACAUUCUCCCUCUCAAUGUAAAACUGUUUGAAGCACUUGUUCCGCAACAAGUCAAUCUCUGGAUGGGUUUAACAGCAGAAGAGACUUCCUCAUCCGCAUUCCAGGCCGAUUUGACCAAGCCGGAUCUCGGUCUUGGAAAGCGUGUUCCAUUUGGAACAUCUUCGGGGCUUCAUCACGACCAUUCAGACAACCUCUACAUUCCUGUGACUGGAUGCAAACGGUUCACAGUGUACUCUCCGAGUGAAUAUAAACAAAUGUACACUGUUGGACGUGUGAAUCAGUUGUACAAUUCCGGGGUGAUUGACUACCACCCUGACGAGAGAGCACCAAAUUGGCGCACUACAAAUGCCGAUGGCUCUAUGACAGAUUGUAAUACGUACGAGGAAAACUUGCACGAAUCUGGAGCUGAGUCUGCCCUGAAAUGUGACCAGGACCCUCCGUCGUUCUCACGCGUUCCACCUCUUCUGGCGAAUAUUGACCAGGUUUCCGAUCCUGAGGUGAAAAAACAACUUACAGACGUUGCAAAUGUCCGGUUCCCGGGUUUCCUCGACGCUAAUAGUCUCAAGAUAGAAUUGAACCCAGGAGACGCACUGUAUCUCCCAGCAGGUUGGUUCCACGAGGUUACAUCUACCGGCGAUUUCCAGGAUGAAAUCCCUGGAAUUCACACGGCAAUCAAUUACUGGUUUGCCCCACCCGAUGGGACCGCUGAAAAGCCCUAUACAACGCCGUUCUGGCGCAAUGAUUUUGCGAGAACGGCUAGAGCUAUUGACGAACGCCGCACUAAGUAG
This is a messenger RNA of Kuraishia capsulata CBS 1993, 1494 nucleotides long. RefSeq lists its product as uncharacterized. NCBI's taxonomy places the organism in Eukaryota, Fungi, Ascomycota, Pichiomycetes, Pichiales, Pichiaceae. The transcript has a single exon. The record is from RefSeq and is a predicted model, not a curated record. The coding region runs from base 1 to 1494 and encodes 497 amino acids. Gene Ontology annotation, molecular function: 2-oxoglutarate-dependent dioxygenase activity.